GGCAAUUUCUCAAGCAUUUCAAACAUUACAAAAAUAAAAAAACAUCUUUAUUUCCAGGAAAUAACAUUAUCUCAUCCUCAAAUCAAUAUUUAUAUUCCCUUUUUUAAACCUAGAGAAUGAAUAAGCAAAAGGUUGUUAUUAGGUUAUCCCUAAAUGGUCAUGAUAAAAAAUCAAGGUCCAAGGCUUUCAAAAUUGCCGUUUCUCAGCCAGGUGUGAAUUCAGCAGCUAUGAAAGGGGGAGAAAAUAACCAAUUAGAAGUGGAGGGGGAGCAAAUUGAUGCAGCUGUGCUAACCAAAUUGCUGAGGAAGAAAUUGAAGAAAGGAGCAGAGUUGUUAAGUGUUGGCCUUAUUGACAAGAAAGAUGGUAAUAAAAAUAAUGAUCCAAAAACAGAAUUAGUUCCAAUGAUGCAAUGGCCAAAUCAUGUUGUACCUCAAUAUCCAUUUUACGAAGUUACACAAUCAUAUCAAGGUGGUUGCUCAAUUUUAUGAAAGCAGUGUUGAUUUAUCGUCACAAUUCAUAAAGUAAUAUAUUGUUGGGUUUUAAAGGCGUAAAUAGGAAGUGAAGGGUUGUGACUCUCCUGAAGGGUUGUGAUUUUUAUGAAAGGUUGUGUCUUUUCUUUAGGGGUGUGACCGUUUGAAGUUGUGCCUUUUCUAAAGGGGCCUUUCUGAAAUAUUGUCUUUUUUUCCAAAUAGUUGUGACUUAUACCCUUUGUUGGCUAUAAAUAUAAAGACUUCCUCUCAUUUUUCUGUAUUAA
Solanum lycopersicum (tomato) is the source of this 754-nucleotide messenger RNA. Its product is annotated as heavy metal-associated isoprenylated plant protein 41-like. NCBI's taxonomy places the organism in Eukaryota, Viridiplantae, Streptophyta, Magnoliopsida, Solanales, Solanaceae. The record is from RefSeq and is a predicted model, not a curated record.